Pseudovirgaria hyperparasitica is the source of this 2138-nucleotide messenger RNA. RefSeq lists its product as uncharacterized. The coding region runs from base 144 to 1964 and encodes 606 amino acids. The record is from RefSeq and is a predicted model, not a curated record. Lineage: Eukaryota; Fungi; Ascomycota; Dothideomycetes; Acrospermales; Acrospermaceae. The transcript is spliced from 8 exons.
GUCUCUCAUGAUUUCCACGCAUGGUGCAUAGCGCAUAUCGACUGGAUAAAUUCAUCUAUACGAUUUCAUUAUUGUUACACAGCUUUCUUCAUCAGAUCAAUCAACUGAGCGUCCAAUAUGCAAGAAACCUCAGUGAAUAUCGCAUGUCCAGACUUUUACAUAUCAUCGACGUAAAAUCGCAAGGACAGAACGGAGAGCUACGAACAGUACGAACCAUGAGCCGAUCAAGUAAGGAAAUGGUGCGUCGUCUGCAUCAAUUAGAAGACAUGAUUUUACCAACAUACCCAAGAGUUUCACAGCCAACAGCAUCUGUGCAGAAUGGCGGACCACAAGAUCCGGUCCUAGAAGCCUUAGAACCAAUACCUGUUAAGGAUUACAGACACGAUCCUUUCUGUCGUGUAAUAUGUUUACUGGCUCCGUUCUCUCGAGCACCGUUGAGUAUGACCCCAAUGAUGUUCCAAUUACUCGCAAGCUAUCACCAAAUAAUGCCCGAGAUCGUUGACUAUCUAUCGGCAUUCGGGCACGAAACAGCCCAAGGAGCUCGAUUCUGCGGCUUCAACACCCACAUACAACUCGACUUGAACCCUUCAAGUAGAUUGGUUGUCAGUGCACUUGGGCGAAGUGGACGCUUGUAUCAGAUAUGCUACAAUCUGAGGACACCACCUCGAGUACCCAUUCAGAAGUCGACGUCCUCAGCAGCACUACCAACAACAUCUGGACGCAUGGCUUUCCGCCAGUUGAUUGUCCAUCAUCAAUUCGACAUCGGCCGAGGUGUAGCUCUUUGGCUUUUAGCGGGCGGGGCUCGAGAUAUCAUACCAGGAAUCGUGGACAGCCUUGUUCCAAAGAUUGAAUCAAAAGAGGAUACUACCAUGACAGACCGUUUUAGAACUACGCUCGACGUCCAUUUUUUCAACUGUGAGCAUGCUACGAUAGACUGGCGAGAGUGCAUAGAAUUUCUAGAGAAGAGUUUUGAUGAAUACCGACUUAUGCUCUUGGAGAACCUCGAACUCGACGAGGGCGAAUAUUCUAAGAGUAUUUUUGAUACUAUAACAGCGCUUAAGAAUUUGCAGAUAAAUGAAGAGAAUGUUGGCAAUGCAGUACUAAUUCUACAUUCAAAUAUCGACACAAUGAAGUCUCUGGUGUCAUUCUACGAAGAAUUGGAAGAAAACCACACAGAUGAAAUAUGUGCCGGGCACAGUGGAUUUGACUCAAGGAACAAUGGAAUCCGCAGGUUCGUGAAGAAAAUCGGGCAUUUAGUAUCAGAGAUGAGUAUGCUCAUACGGCGCGGGGAGCGCCUCGCUCAAGUGGUGGCAGAUACCAAGAAUCUCGUCAUUAAAACCCGGGAGUUUCAGAAUUCUAAGCAAAUCGAAAUUCUCACGAUUGUAACCAGUCACUUGGGUUACCAGGCCCAAAAGGAAACCAUUGCGGUGAGGGUAAUCACUAUUGUGACCUUAUUGUAUCUUCCAUGUUCCGUAGUUUCGUCGUUCUUCUCAACCGACGUAGUAAAAUUUCUCGUCGAUGAUAAUAACUCCCUUUGGUCUAGCCAAUGGUCUGCGAAGGCUUUGGUUCUCUGGCUUGGAGUGACCGCUGUACUUAUGGCUCUAACGCUACGAGCUAGUUACAUAUUCUACAGACACGAGCAAGAGAGACAGCUUGAUGACCUUGACAGGACUAUGGUGAACUUGGUAGGGAAUGGACUGGUAGACGUUUUGAACAACAGAAAAAAUGGCGUGGGAUCAACCUGGCUUCUCGAUUUUUUCGGUCUUGGUGCUUCAACACCGAAGGAAACUCCUAUGUCUACUGAAGUCCCUGAUGACCCUAACACCGGGGGCCCAAUAUGGAAUGUGGCUAAUCAUAGGGAGGAGAAAGUUGCGAGGCUCAAAUGGUGCCGACACUUCUUUAGCAAGUCUGAGGCUAAAUCUGUCUCGCCAGUAGAGAGCCAUGAUGCUCAACAAAGAGUAUGAAAAUAUGACCUUGAUCGAUAGAGGAGUCUUCAAUCGCUACCAUUUCUUGCCAUACUACUCCCCCCAAUAUAUCGAGAUGUCAAUAUGCACAGGGCGGUAGAAAAAUGAACGAUAUUGGAGGCAAAGAAAUCUCGAGACCAUGAGUGUGGUAAAUAUUGAAACAAUAGAGUCCGC